Messenger RNA from Durio zibethinus, 1182 nucleotides. RefSeq names its product pathogenesis-related protein PR-4-like. Gene Ontology annotation, molecular function: RNA nuclease activity. Gene Ontology annotation, biological process: defense response to bacterium; defense response to fungus. Lineage: Eukaryota; Viridiplantae; Streptophyta; Magnoliopsida; Malvales; Malvaceae. The record is from RefSeq and is a predicted model, not a curated record.
UAUUGACCAAACGACAAAUGACUGCCCCCUGUUGAGUCUCUAUCAUAUGUUUAAAGUAUUCAUCACGUGUGAUUUAUUACAUCCAGAAAUGAAGCUAAGAAAUCAGAACCAUAUCUGUUCCGUGCCAGCUGGUAUCAGAUAUGAUGGUGAUGUGAUAUAGCAUCUCUACGAAUUGAGAGCCUGAAAAUCAUAUGCCUUAACAAGGUUAAGGUUUAACCUUGAACAUUAUAAGGCUAUCAAUAAGUCUGUCAGGGGACGUUUUCCGUAUAAAUCUAUCAGAGAAACUUUCCCUAUAAAUCUGAGCAGCCUGGAAACGAUUUCAAGCAACAAACUGAAAUUGUAUCAUUCACAGCAAAAAUGGAGAGAUCAGAAAUUGGCAUAAGCAUUGUGCUGUUGGCCUGUCUGGUGGCUUCUGCCGCUGCCCAGAGUGCUAGUAAUGUGACAGCUUAUUGGACUAACUACUUUGCUGAGCAGCAUGACUGGAACUUGACUGCUGAACACGUUUACUGCGCCACAUGGUAUGCCGGUAUGUCUUAUGAAUGGCGCAGCAAAUAUAAUUGGACCGCCUUCUGUGGGCCGGUUGGUCCUCAAGGGGAAGGUGCUUGUGGCAAGUGCUUAAAUGUAACGAACACUGCUACUUCAGCUGUGGUAACGGUGAGAAUCGUUGAUACAUGCCGCAACGAAAGCCUAGAUUUGGAUAAACCUGCGUUUGAUCAGAUUGACACUGAUGGGCAAGGCAAUAUAAUAGGGCAUCUUCUUGUGAACUAUACAUUUGUGGACUGUGGUGACGCUACAAUUCGUCUCUAUUCCCAGUAGUCUCUUAUGAUCAGAAUUCCCCACUUUUUUAAUGAGUAAUUAAUAAAUAAAUCAGCUAGAACCAAUAUCCGAUGUGGUACUGAGAAAAGUGGUAUUCAUCAGUACUUUUCAACUUUUAAACCAAUAUCCUAUAUGUAUGCGUGUUUGAGGUAUGAAUAAAAUUUCUAAUUAAGCAUCGAGUUAAUGAAGAAAAAAAAAAUUUGGAUCACUACAAUUGCCUCAAAAUGUGGCUGUAACAAGCGAAACAAUUGAGCAUGUUUUUCACGAGUGUCUGGACAUUGGUGCGCUUGGAUUGGACAUUGGUGUCUGGACUUGAUUGGAAGGUUGUUUUCUCCUUGGCUGUUUGUCCUUACUGCCGGGACCAGA